Messenger RNA from Schizosaccharomyces japonicus yFS275, 1358 nucleotides. Its product is annotated as Swr1 complex subunit Swc2. The transcript has a single exon. Bases 183 to 1130 code for a protein of 315 amino acids. Lineage: Eukaryota; Fungi; Ascomycota; Schizosaccharomycetes; Schizosaccharomycetales; Schizosaccharomycetaceae. The record is from RefSeq and is a predicted model, not a curated record.
CUUAGUUGCUCAAAUUAUAUUUGUUUCGCGUACUUUCCUCCAUCACUGUACCUCUUGUCUAAUAACCCAUUGAGCGCCUAAAACGGGUCAAAAACGACAAAAAGUAUACCAAAGCGCAUUUUUUUGAAUUGUAUUGUUAUUUUCCGUGCAAUUGGUUACGGAUUUGUUAAUUUUGAUCGAAGAUGUUGAACGGAAGGAGUCGUCGUCAAAACGCAGGAAAUCGGCUCCGGGAACUGCUGGAACAGGAGCAUGUACGACUACAGGCGGAAGGGAUUGAAGAAACAACUGAAAAAGACGACGGUGAUUUAGAUUAUGUUGAAGAAGACGUCGAAGAUGUUGCCAUUUCCGAUACUAGUUCAGAAGGCGAGACAGACGACGAAAAUGCCAUUAAUGAAGAAGCAGAAAAGGAAAUUAGCCGACAGGAAAAGUUAGAAAAACGGCGUUCUGCAAGAUUAACACAAAACAAAACAGAACGGACACUUAAGAAACUGCUCACAAAACGCACCAAGCCAUCAGAAAAAGCCAGUGUAAAGAGAGCACGAAAGAUUUACGAGCCAGAGGCAGCAAUACGAUCAAGUACACGAACCCACACUGUGUCUUUCAAACAGUCUGUUGAAGAGAAACUUCAACGAGAUCGGUAUCGGCGCCGUCAAGGAAUGGGACAGCACGCUGGUCCACGAGCAAAACACUCAGCUAUGACUCAGCAACAGAGACUUGAGGAAGCCUCUCGAACCGAGGCCGCAAACAUAUCUUCUCUUCGGCACUACGUUCUUCGUGAAGAAGAACGCCGCCUUCGUAUGCGCAGAAAUGCAACACGUUCCCGGGCUCUUCACGGACCCAUUCUACGGUUUGUAAGUCGCCAAUUCCAAGAUAGAAACGACCCGAAAACCGCGCACGAACAAUCGCUUUACCUCGCUCCCGACACUUAUCCUCUUAUUGAACCUUGGCAAUCACAAUUACCCACUGUUCCCGAUCCGAGCAUGAAUACAUGUGUGUUCACCGGACUACGCGCGAGAUACAUUGAUCCCAAAACGGGAAUAUCAUUUGCGAAUACAGAAGCCUAUGAGGCUUUACGGAAAGCUUGUGCUAACGAAUACACUUGGAGUUCGCUUCUUGGCAUCUACUACUAAUUGCCGACAAGCUUAACGAAACCGACUACUAUUCAGAUAUCGCCGCUCAACAAUAUCGACGUUUUCUACGAACAAAAUGACAACUGACAGCUUCUGUUUUCUGUUAUUAUCUGUUCUAAACCUCAAAGUUCUCCGCGUCUCGUUAACGUUCGCUAUGUGUCGCUACCACUCAUGACCCCUUCUUGUGCCCACGUUUACCCUCACCAGCUGUGAGAACUCAUUCGCGGU